UGGAAAAGAUGGCUGCUUCGGCGGCAACGGCGAGUUCUUCCCCCGGUUUGUGUCCAAAUUACGCCGUGAUUUGCUCUUUUCUGGAACGCUACGGAGCGCUGCUGGACUUGCCGGAGCUCACCUUUCCUCAGCUGGAGCGGUAUCUGCAGGACACAUCCUCAGUUCCAAAGCUGCUGGUUGAUCUUCACGUCAAGUUGCUGAGAAAGAUCGGCAAGUCGGUGUCAGCAGACAGAUGGGAGAAAUAUCUCGUCAAGGUAUGUCAGGAGUUCAACACAACCUGGGCAUGGGAACUCGAACAGAAAGGAUACAAGCAGAUGACGAUGGAGUGCAAGACAGGGAUACUUAAAUAUUUGUGUGAAUGCCAGUUUGACGACAACGUGAAGUUCAAAACUGCCAUCAAUGAUGAGGACCCAGAUAAAAUGCGCCUGCAGCCGAUCGGUCGGGACAAAGACGGACAGAUGUACUGGUUCCAGCUGGACCAAGAUGACAAUGUGCGCGUUUAUGUGGAGGAGCAGGACGACUUGGACGGGUCGUCGUGGAAGUGCAUCGUCAGAGAUAGAAACGAUUUGGCAGAGGUUGUCGCUCUGCUGAAGACGCAGAUUGAUCCGGCGUUGUUGAAAAAAGAACAGGAAACGAUACCUGAAGGUGGAGAGGACAAAGACAAAACUGAAGGUGAGACCAAAAAGACUGACGAUCCAUCAGAUGACGACAGCAAAGACUCCAACAAGCCAGUCUGCCUAGACUCCCCGAAGACGGAGAACAAUGAAAAAGCAACACAGAACCUGAAAUCAGAAAAUUCUGAAGCAAAAUCAGCACUAAAUGGUGCCAUUGAAGGCAAAACGGACUCAGAAGAUGUCAAUACAAAAGCCCAGAACAUCAAAGAAGAGCCGAUGGAAGUUUUGGACAUUAAAUCAAACUCAAAUGAACGAACACCGGCCUCUGAGACAUCAUGUAUAUCAGUAAAGGCAGAAAAAGGAGAAGAAGCAAAGAAGAACAGUGCUGAAGAGAUGCAACAGACCAUGAGGAGUGACCAGCAGGCCAAGAUCCCUUUGAAAAAAAGGGGAAUGAAGUUCAGUGAAGACUUCGAUAAAAAUAGUGCCGUAAUAGUGCAAAAUCAAUCUGUCUCUAAUCUGAAGGAGGCUCCAAAAGACAACUCAACUGAACAGACAAAGAAAGCUCAGAGUAUAAAUGAUCACAUUAAUGGUGAAGUUCCUCCAUCAGAGAAAGGGUCACCAGAGUCUCUGACAGAAGCUGCAAGGAAAUCCGAAGUUAAAGAAAAUGAUGCUCCGACCACAGAUGAGGAGGUUAAAAAAGACAAAAAGGAUGAGGCAGAGGAAAUCACGCCACACCGAGCAGAUUUAGACAAGAAAACUCAAGAUGAAAAGGAAACGGAAAAAAGGGAAACGUGCGAGUCUUCGCGGCCGCCGACAGAACUGGCACCUUUAUCUAAAGAGAUAAAUAAUGCAGCAGAGAAAUCCUCUAAUCAUGAAGGGCUUAAAAAAAUGAAAGAAUCCAAACCAGCAGACACAGAGGAGGCUUGUAAGAUGAACAAGAUGACAUUAAAGGAAAGUCAUAAAACAUUAACAGCUGAUGAGUCAGGGAACCUAAAUUUAAAUCAUGAAGUUGAAUCCAAAGAAGCUGAAUCAAAAGAUUCAAAGAAAUCCCAGGAAAACCCAGACUGUAUAGACGUGGAUGCGUCCAAAUCAAGUCAGACUAAAGAAAACAAGGCACCUGAAAGUGUAACGGACAAGCAGACAGAUAUGAGUGACCCUAAAGAGACGGGACCAUCUGAGGCUAAUGUGGACAAAUCUGAUAACUCUGCUCUGAAAGAGAAGCCGGAAAGCUUUAAGACAGAGAUGCAGUCUGCAGACACUCUAGACAGAUCUGUUGACUCUGAAAACACCGGAUCAGAGUCUGUCACUAAAAUAGAAAGUAAGAAAGCACAAGAAACAGCCAACACUAAGGAGAGUGUGGACCCUCCUGUUAUCGAAAAGGUCGACAAAUCAGAGUCACGUAAACCUGCAGAGGAGCACGAUGGCAUCAAAGAUGCAGAGAUGACUCCUGCAGCUGGUGAGACAACGACAGAACAGCCAGAAGACAUAAAGAAAACUGUCAACUGUGAAGACAGUACGGUACGUGAUGUUUCCAAGAUAAGCGACUCUGUGUCCGGGCCUGUGGCUGCAGAAGCACAGGGUGUUAAACUCGAUGUGACAAAACCACAAAAAGAUGACAAAGCUGAGACCAACUCUGUCACACAAAAGAUGGUGGAACAGGCGUCUGAAGGCCGAGAUAAAACAUCGAGCCCCGUUGAGAAGAUGAAUGUCUCUGAUGAAAAACCCGAAAGACUAGAAACGGAACAGGAUAAGGAUCCCGAGAAAAAGCCCAGUGAGAUCGAGGCAGAGCAUCUGCCAUCAGAAAAUAAAAAGGAUGCUGAAAAGGAAAGUGAAAAGGACACGGAUAAUGAAAAGCUUCCAAAUUGCAAAGAGGAUUCCACAGCAGAUAAACUCUCAGUAAUGGAGAAGAGCAAGGGCAAAAGUGAGGAUGUGGAUUCCCAGACGAAAAAAGAGGCGGCGAAUGGCAGUGAAGCCCCAGCAGAUGUUCAGGAGGAGGGUGUCUGCCGGAAAAACAAGCGUCCAGUCCACCGAAGGAAAGCUGAACUCCAGAGGGAGGAACGACAAGGGGACUCAGAGUCUGAUACAAAUGCAGGGAGAUCCCUGCGAAGAUCGCCGAGGAUCUCGAGGCCGACGCCAAAGGCGGUAGAGAUCCAGGACAAGAAGCAGGAGAAGUCGCAGGCAGCUCAAGUGUCUCAGAAGCACGAGGAGGAGAAGGAUGAGAAAGAAAAGGGUGAAGAGGAGGAGGAGGACAAGGAAGAGGUGGAGGUGAAGGCUGUUCAGAGGAAACCAAGAGAGAAAAAGACUGAUCAGGAAGGCCAACCCAAACCCAAGGGGAGGAAGAGGCGGAAGCUUCGGUGGUCCAACACUCGAACGCGCCGUAGAAAGAAAGACUCAGAAGAUGAAGACGACAACAGCGACGAGGAGUCCAGCGAAGAAGAGGAGAGCGAGGAGGAAGAUGACAGUGACGAAGACUACAAGGUUGAGCGAACCAGAAAGAGGCGAAAUCGUAACAGAGUAAGGCGAAGCUCAGACUCAUCAACGUCCUCCGACGAAGAUCUACCUCCAAAUGACGACCCUUGCAAACACUGCGGUCUUUCAAAUCACCCUGAGCUGAUCCUGCUGUGCGAUUCGUGUGACAGCGGCUACCACACAGCCUGUCUGAGGCCUCCCCUCAUGAUCAUCCCCGAUGGGGAAUGGUUCUGUCCACCCUGUCAGCAUAAGCAGCUCUGCGACAAGCUCGAUGAGCAGCUCCAAAACCUCGAUGCUGCUUUGAAGAAGAAGGAGCGUGCUGAGAGGAGGAAAGAGCGUCUGAUUUAUGUUGGAAUCAGCGUUGAGAACAUCAUCGCGCCCUCUGCUGUGGUGGAGGAGGAAAAGCCAGAGAUCAUUAUCAAAGAGAAGAAAGAAGUAAAGAAGAGCAAGAGCUGGGGUCGGAGGUCAACGAGGGCGAAGAAAAACAUCAGCUACAGAUUUGAUGAGUUUGACGAGGCAAUCGAGGAGGCCAUUGAAGAAGACAUCAAAGAAGCAGAGGGUGGAGGGGCGGGUCGGGGCAAAGAUAUGGCUAACAUCACAGGACACAGAGGGAAGGAUAUUUCUACCAUCCUCCAAGGAGAGGAGGGCAAGGAGAACGGCCGGCCACCCCGACCUAACGCUAGUCAGCGCAAGAAAAAACGUCGGCGACUCAACGACCUGGACAGCGACAGCACCAUGGAUGAGGAGGAAAGCGAGGAAGAGUUUCGCCUCAGUGAAAGCUCAGAAGAAGAGUUCGUCGUAUCGGACAACGACACAGAAGCUGAAACGGAGGCCGACUCCAAUGACAGCGACUUCGGCAGCAACAGCAGCAGUAAGCAUCACACGUCUUCACGGAGCAGACUGCUGGCGUGCAGACGGAGCUCCAGAAAGCGGCGACGACCGAGAGGCUACUCGGAUGAUGAAGAGGAUGAGACGGAUGAGGAGGAUGAAGAGGAUGAAAUAGUGACCGAAGGCUCCAGUGAGUUCAGUGACAGCGAUCUGGAUAUGAGCCGCCGGCGGUCGAGGCGGAGCCAGAAGAAGCAGGUGAACUACUGCGAGACGUCCGAGUCUGAAGGCUCUCAGGCUGAAACCAACCGGUCCAAAACAAAACCCAGACGUUUCCAGGAAAGCUCCGACAGUGAUGCGAGUUUCUCCAGAGACUCAGAAGAGGAUUCGCGGGAUUGGAGGUCGAAGAGGAGAGCUGACUCCUCGGAGGAAGAUUCCCGACAGCGGCGCAGACGUCUGGCACUAAAACGCAGGAGAGCGUCAGAAGAUGACGACGACUCGGACGAGUCUUCCGAGGAGGAUCGUCCCAUCCGUAAACGGGUGAACCGCAUCGACUCGGACGACGAUGACGAGGAGCCAGAGGAGAAGCCGAAGGAGAAGAAAGCGGAGGAGGAGUCAAAGGGAACAAAUCCAUUGGACUGUGGCCUGGUGGAACUGCCGCCCGCCAACGGGCAGAGCCCGAUAAAGAACCUCGAGGGUAUCAUUACUCGACCCGCUGCCGUCGCUCCAGGCUUCAUCUCGCAUCUGGAGCCACCCAAAAAUAUCAGUGCCACACCAGCCACCGCCAUAGCACCUAACGGUCUGGUUGGGCAGGACAUUGCGGCGCAGGACGAUGACGAAGACGACUUGUUAGGAGUCACAGACCUCGUGGACUAUGUCUGCAAUAACGAACAAUUGUAAAAACAAAA
Archocentrus centrarchus (flier cichlid) is the source of this 4816-nucleotide messenger RNA. RefSeq names its product remodeling and spacing factor 1b, tandem duplicate 1 (gene rsf1b.1). The coding region runs from base 9 to 4808 and encodes 1599 amino acids. The record is from RefSeq and is a predicted model, not a curated record. The transcript is spliced from 16 exons. Gene Ontology annotation, molecular function: histone binding. Gene Ontology annotation, cellular component: RSF complex. Gene Ontology annotation, biological process: negative regulation of DNA-templated transcription. Lineage: Eukaryota; Metazoa; Chordata; Actinopteri; Cichliformes; Cichlidae.